UGAGAGAGAGACAUUCACAGAGACCGAUCGUGAUCUCUCGCUCUCAAACCCUCCUCUCUUCACUCACAUAGACUUUCAAGCGGACACGAAAGGACUGUAAUAUUUUUUUUGUCCUGAUUGUUUUAAUCUGUAUAUUUGAGACGCGUGUCGUCAUGCUCAUGUCGCUUGAUUUACUGCGUUUUACUGCCGUCUAACAAAAGUUAAAUGCUGCCGUUUUGAAUAAGUCGCCAUCGCACUGCGCAAUAUAAAUACGUUUUCACAGGAGGACAUUUUAUUCGCAUCCAGUGUGAAAAAACUGAGGAAAGGUCUUUGCACGACAGCAAACGGAGAGGAUUUGUGUUACGAGGCUUAAGUCGCGUGAAGCUCUUUCGCAACUGCCAACAAAAUGUCUGCACCUGAUGCCAGUGCGACCCCCGGAGCCCCUGGGGCUCCAGAGGGUGAGGGAGGCCCUGCCGGACCUCCCAACCUCACCAGCAAUCGCCGUCUUCAACAGACACAGGCCCAAGUAGAUGAGGUGGUGGACAUCAUGCGUGUGAAUGUGGACAAGGUUCUAGAAAGAGAUCAGAAGCUGUCAGAACUGGACGACCGGGCAGAUGCGCUGCAGGCCGGAGCAUCGCAGUUUGAGAGCAGCGCUGCUAAACUGAAAAACAAAUAUUGGUGGAAGAACAUGAAGAUGAUGAUCAUAAUGGGCAUUAUUGGGGUCAUCAUGAUUGGUGUCGUUUUCAUGUACUUCUACUACUAAGCAUCUCUUGGGACACACAAGGACAGGAGACUCUGGCAGCAGAGCUCGAGCUUUGUGUGAACUCAACUCCACCCCUCCAUCUCUCCCCACCAAUACCUUUCAUUCGAUUCACAGUGUGUGUGUAUGCAGUCGUUGACGCAGUGCCUCUCCCUCCUAUUGUCCAUCACUGCUUUCCAUUGCAACUCUUGACUGCUUCGCACCAGUGCCCGAGCGUACUCAAGAAACUCUUGGUUUGGAAAAUCUGUGGUUUGGGAUUUGUCUCGGUCCUUAUCAAAACAAAAUGGGUGUGAUGCAAUAAUCUAGAUCUGGAGCACGGGUCCAAAUGAUCUCGUUUAAUACUAAACAGAUGGAAAAUUUACGCAUUUAUGCACCAAUGCCAAAGCUUAUUAUUUUUCCCACAGUGGUCCUGCAAGAAUUUUCAUUUGAAGAAAAUUGAUAUUUCUUUCAUUGGUUGCAUACAAAAAUAAUCUUUCCCAUUUAGGUUUUAAGAAAACAACGUUAUUUACAUGAUGGACCUUAAAACCUGAAGUGCAGGCCAGUCAUCAUGUGUAAUAAAUAAUGUGACAACGUGUACUACACAUUGUGAAUCCAAAGGUUAAGUGUAAAGGUUGCUACUUUGUAUGUAGUGACUGUUAUUAACAGAUGUCAACCAAAAGAUCAGCAAAAUCACAAAGGAAAAAAAUAAGACAUGGUGCAAAAUGAAGAAAGCAUCUAAUAUAAUCAGUUGCCACAGUAUUAAAAAUGCACUAAAGCUUUGGUAUUUUGUGACACAAUGACCCAUGUUAAGCAACUAUUAUAGUAAGUUAUACGCAAUGCAAAAACUGCAAGGAAUUUGGUCCCAUGAUAUCUUUGCAAUGACUGAAUAUGAAUCAGAAAGACUCGUUUAAAUGUAUUUGAGUAUUUGUAAAUAUUUAGCGUGGGAGCAGGUACCCCAUCAGCACUGGAGUUAACAAAUGUUCAGGGAUGCACCACUGCAUGUGUUUGUGUUAAAUAUGCAUUAAAUGGGCACUUUAACAACCAUCAUCAUAGUGAUUCUAAGUUUAAUGACAGAUAUGGACAUAUUGUCCAGCACCUAAAGAAAGCAAAUUUGCUCUUUUUGUUGUGUUCCACGAGGAAAUUAAUGCAAGAUCGUGUGUGUGCGCGCAGAAACCCCCGCAUUAAUUCAAUUUGCCAAUCUAAUCGAAUGGCAGUGAAUGUCAUUUUCCUGUUAGAUUCCUGAAUGCAUUCGGGAAUGUAGUGUUUUAUGCAAGCUAUUUGUAAAUAUGUGCUGCAGAAAUGCAUAAAAUAACAGCUGUCCCUGAGCAUUCUGAGCCGAGCUGCUAACUUCUGUGGUUUAUUAAAGCAUGUCUGCUUGCCCACCAUGUGCUAAUUCUAAUAAAGUGAUUAUGCUCUUA
Messenger RNA from Paramisgurnus dabryanus, 2136 nucleotides. RefSeq names its product vesicle associated membrane protein 1a (gene vamp1a). Lineage: Eukaryota; Metazoa; Chordata; Actinopteri; Cypriniformes; Cobitidae. Gene Ontology annotation, biological process: vesicle-mediated transport. Gene Ontology annotation, cellular component: membrane. The record is from RefSeq and is a predicted model, not a curated record.